Molecule: messenger RNA, 16573 nt
Organism: Vespa velutina
Lineage: Eukaryota; Metazoa; Arthropoda; Insecta; Hymenoptera; Vespidae
Product: dynein axonemal heavy chain 7-like
Exons: 2
Coding region: 5274-15974 (3566 amino acids)
Biological process (GO): microtubule-based movement
Cellular component (GO): dynein complex
Molecular function (GO): dynein light intermediate chain binding; dynein intermediate chain binding; minus-end-directed microtubule motor activity
Source: RefSeq, a predicted model, not a curated record
UUUUGUGCAUAUAUUUAAUAAUAACAAAUAUAAACUUAAAUAAAAUUUUAAUGAAUUAAAAAAACAAUUUAUAAUUUAUUAGUGUCGAUUAAAAAUAUUAAAAAUUUUUAAUAAUAAUAACUAUUGUAUACACUAAAACACAAAUGUUAUAUUGAGACAUUGUCGCUCUAAAAUCAUGACUUACGAAAAUAUUUAACAAUAUCCAUAUUUUGAAAAUAUUGGAUAAUAAAGCAAUAUAUCUUUUCCUAUUUAUCCACAGCCCCAUAUUAAAAUAAUAACAUUUAAAAAAUAAAACACUGCUACAUAUCGCGUAUAUAUACGUACAAUGUACGUAAUCGGUAUCGCGAAGAUAUAUAUUUCUUUUUCUUUUUUUUUUUUUUUUUUGUUUUUGAAAGAUAUUUGUAUAUACAUUGCAUGUACAUGUAUUUUUGCACAUAAAAAUAGGCAAAUAAUAGGCCUAUAACAUUUUCUAUAUAUUCAGAUUUUAGCACGUUUAUUGCUGACAAUUCAACUAACUUUUUAGCAAACUAAUCUAUCUUAGUUAUUCUCUAUUAGAUUGUAGCCUCUUAUUUCUAUUAUCUAUAAAAAAAGAUUUCGUAAAGUAUUUAGAAAAAAGGAUUUAAAAAUAUCUUAGAUUGCUUCCUACAAUAUAUUAUUGUUUGUUGUUUAUAUGCUGUUAAAUAAUUAUCAUCUAUUAAACAAUUAAUACCCGCUAAAAAUUCAUUUAAAUAGAUCUUUCGAUUAUACUAUCAAAAACCAGGUUCCAUUCUGACAGAUAAAACAUUAUUUAACAUAUCACGGAUUUCUGCCAUUUCUAUUCUGCUUUUUGCUACAAUAUCCUCUAAUUUUUUAUUUUCUUGCAUUAUUUUUUCUACUUUCUCCCAGCAUUUACUAUCAUCGAAUUGACAGCAACAAUCUGCAUGCAUGUCUUCAGUUCUAUAAAUAUGAUCUAUUUUUUCUUUGCAAUCGCAAGUUCGAUUUUUCUUUUUACAACAUUUAUCUUUUGUCUUUAAUAAAGUCGUUGUAGAUGUACUUGAGGUAUUUGUGCUUACACUUGGAGAAUAUUUAUAAGUAUUAAAUGGACCGUAAUUUUCGUUGGUCUUUUCUGUACUUAAACACUCGUCUUCAUCUGUAGAUUCUACAGUAGAAUUUAAUUUUUUAAUGUUUAUUAUUUUUUCUGAUGUUGCAUAUGAAUCAAAUGAUAGAUCAGAUUCAGAUUCUUUAUCUUGCGAUGCUUUAGAUAUUAGGUUUGAACUAUAGAAACUUUCUGCAUCCAAUUCAUUUACCCUUGCUUGACGUUUCAAACCUCUUCUUUUAUCUAAUAAACUUUCAUUAAUUUGGUUUUUCAUGAUUAUACUAUCACUAAAUCUUCUACCAUCUGGGAUGAUAUUAUUCUCUCCUAAAUUAACUUCAUUAUAUCCUUCACUAGCACGUCGAGUACCAACAUGUUUAGAGAAAAUAUUGCCAUCUUUCUCUGUUAUAAUAGCAAUUGAUUUGGAGUGCUCUUUUUCUCUAGUUUUAUAUUUCAUAUUAAGAGUUACUUGGUCAUCGAAAUAAUUACUUGAUAAUUCGUCAGUUCCAAAAAAUUCUGUACUAUCAUUAAAUUGAUCAGAUAAAUUCCUCUUGAUAGAUUCAUCUGAUUUAUUAAUAGAUGUUUUUUCUGGCUUUAUAUGCAUUUCCUUUAAUUCUCUUAAUUUAGAAAUAUCGUUAAUAGUACAAUGAUCAUUCACCUUUUCAUGUGAUGUUGUUUUUUUUGUAUUUGGUAAGCAUAUCUCAAUUAAAUCACCAUUAUGUCCAAAAGCAAAAGACUUUUGUCCUUAAAUAUGUAUAAUAAAAUAAAGUAGAAAAUAAUUUAAAGAAGAAGAUGAUACAUCAAUAUAUUUUAUCUUACCAAUAAUCAUGCGCUUAUUACGCAUAUCGGGGCUUUUUGAUCGUGGCUGGUCCAAAAAUUGUCUAUUGUCCGGUGAUAAUACGGAAUGUCUGGGUUGUGGAUAUAUUUUGUUAUAUUGUUCAUAAGGAUUGUAUAUUGCAUAAGCAUCCAUUUCAUGUGAUUCGUGCUCGCGUAAUCGUUCCAUAAUUUUUUGGACUAUUUCAGAUGGUGCUACAUAUGGCGAACCUUAUAAAAUAUCACAAAGCAUUAUUAGUAAAAAAUAUUUCAUAUGAUAUAUUACAAAUCAACGAAUUAUUAAUUCUAUUUGAAUCAAAAAAAAAAAAAAAAGAAAAGCAGAAACUCCACUCAUUUUGAACUAUAAUUUUCAAAAGGAAAUCUUUAAUUUAAAAAUAAUUUAUGAUUUGUUUGUAGGUAAUUACAUCUAUCUUGCAAACACUGUUAUAAUUAAUGUUAAAUGAAUUCCUAUAGAUAUUUCUAUUACAUAUAAUUGUUCUUAUAUAUAAACUCAUGCAUUUUGAAAUAUAUAUUAACAAAAAUAUGUAGAAUAAGCUUCAUUUAAUUAUAAACACACACAUGUAACAAAAACUUGCAUGUAGAAUAAACCAAUAUUUGCAAUAUUAAUAUACCUUACAAAGAAAAGAGAGUAAGUAACAAUUAUAAAUCAAUGUUUUUAUACAUGCUAUGACUUUCGUAUAUAACAAAUUAAAAAAAGAUGUUCAUGUUUUUGCAGCAAAUAAAUGUAGUUGCACAUUGCAUUCAUUAAACUUACAAAUGUACUGGACCCAGAAUGUCUGCGAUGUAAAAUACUUGUAUUCAUACUUAAUGUGCCAUCGCUUCCUAUAAAGUAUCAGUUACAUAGUACAACACUACAAUAUUAUGUUAAGUUUUUGUUCAUAUUAUAAACUUUGGAUAAUAUUGUAGGUUUAUCCUAUUAAGGAUUGUAACAUAUAGUUUAUCUAAAAAGAUAUAUACACUAUGAAACUUUCGCUUACCUGUUAGACCCCUGUAUCCCAAAGAUACGGAAUCAAAUGAUUCACUUGUUUCUUGUUGCUGUUUAACAAAGUCGUUUAUAGCAAUUCCUUUUAAUUUUGAUGGUUGUAAAAACCUUUUAGGUAUACGAGAUAAUGGACCACUUUCCUGAGGACUAUUGGAACAACCACCAAAUCCAAGACUAAGUAAAACUGCUUCAGGAUCUGCUUUUCUCAGUUCUAAUAAACUUUCUAUACUACUGCAAUGGCUACUAUCUGAUUGAAAACUUUGGUCUCGUGCAAGUCUACCAUGAGGAAGAGAACUAUAAUACAAAUAUAUCAUUUUUAUAUCUAUACAACUUGAGAAAAAAAUUUUAUUAAAAAAUGUCAUGCUUUAUACAUUCACAAACAUAUUAUUGAUUUUGUUUAAUGUAUGUGCAUAUAUAUAUACACUUGUUAAAAUAUUUACCUAGGUAUUUUAGUAGACAUAUUGACUGCUGAUGAGCCAGGCACAUUUAUAGGAGCUGAUACAGUCAUAGUAGGAAUCUUGGAAUAGUUUCCCUUUAAAACUGGAAUGUCUUUAGCUGGUGUAGGUAUUACCGAAGUGCUAGACUUAACGUCAAUUGAGAUAGGUACACUUGAUUUUAUAGGUGAUGGUAUAGAAUCAACCCAUUGUUGAACUGGGCUAUUACGACGUCUCAUUUCCCACAUUCCACGUAGCCAAUCAGUUACUCUUACAAUUGUUUCUUUUCCUAUACUUUCUAAAAAUAUAUAAUUCCUCAAAAACUUAUUAUAAAGCAUUCAAUUAUUUGUCAAUAAUAGUAUAUGAAGAUAAUUGCAAUUACAAUACAAAUUGUAAAUAACAUUUUAAUAUGUUAAAAAAUCUAAUUGUGUCAAAAUAUACCUGGGUCCAUAUCCCUUAGGCAGCAUGAGUAAUACGCAAAUUUAUUAUAAAAAAAAAGAAACACAAAAUUUUGAUAUGUUCGACAUGAAUAUUGGAUGAAAAAAGUGAUAUAUCAAUAAUUAUAAAAUUACCUUGAUAUUAUAGUAUAUACACGUUACAUUAUUUUAAAAAAUUGGCGUGCUCUUUAUGGCAUAUCUAUAAACUUUGUUAGGCCAUCUAAAUGAUUUGCGUCGUGCAUAGUGACUGAGCUUAUAACAGCCACUUGUUAAUAUACAUAUAUAUAUAUAUGUGUGCGUGUAUAUAUACAUAUAUAGUGUGACCGCACAUCAUAUAUGCAGACUGCAUACAUAUAUGGUCUACAUAUAUAUGCCUCAAUCUGUAUGUACGUUUUCAAUCAAUUUGCGCAACUUUCAUGUAACGUCACAACAUGGUGACUUUAUUUGGUAGUACUUUCUUUCAGUUUAUGUCUCGAAUAAGUAAGAACGUAAUAAAAUAAAAUAACAAAACAAACAAAUUUUUAUUCAUUAAUUAAAUUUUAUUUAUUUUAUCGUUUAGUCAUGAAAUUAAUAGUAAGAAUGUAAAAUAGAAUGUUAUGAAGAAGAGGGGUUGUAUCUAUGGUAACAAAACAAUGGUUAUAUUUUAUUCAAUAUUUGUAACUAGUGUUACAGAAUUUUGAACUAUGGAUUCUUUUCCUAAAAAAUUUAAAAACGACAUAUUAGUUUUAAUACCAAAAAAACAUAGAAAAAAAUAUUCUAAGCUAAUCAGUCGUAUUUUUCAUGAAAUUGAAAUUACAUAUAUGAAAGAAAAACAAAGUUUAGGAAUUAAAAAUGCUGUGUACGUUGAGAAGGAUCAUUGUCAAAAAUUAAUAACUAAUUUUGACAAUUAUAAAUUAUACAAAGACAAAUUUAUAAAAAAUCGUAGUAUUCUUAUGAAAAAAUAUUUUCUUUCUCAUCAAAUAAUAAGAAAUAUCGUUGAAACAGCACAGUUAAAACUUCCAAAAAUUAUUUGUGAUCUUAAGAAAUAUCAACAUUAUAAAAUUAUAACCUUAUCUCAAUUGCAAAGUAUAUGUAUCAAGGAAAUUAAUAGGAAUGCUUUAUUUAUAACAAAUACUUUUUAUAAUGAAACAUAUAAAGCUGUAAUAGAUGCAAAAACAUUAAAAAAUAUGUCUAUAAAACGUUUAAUACAUUUUUUACAGUGUGUAACAAAUGUCUUUUCACAGCAGAUUAUAUUAAUAAUGAUAAAGUCAAUUGAUAAUAUAAUAAAUCUUAUGGAUAGUAAAUAUAGCUGACCAAAAAUCGAAAUUAAGCUUAUAUAUGAAAACAAUCAGAUUAUUUUAAAACCAAAUGCAAAAGAUUUAUUUUAUACAUUCCAUGAUAUUCUUUCAAAUAUUGAAAAUAUUGCUCAAGAAUUGAUUCCAUUUGAAAAAUGUUUCAACAUAAAUACAAAUCAUGAAUAUAUUAAAAUAAAAUUACCAGAAUGGUUUGUUAAAAGUUCUUAUAAUAAAUUACAAAUGAGACUGGAAAAUAUGCUUAGACCAAUAAUGAAUGAUCUUACUACUAUUAUUAAUCAAUUUGGUAUUAUAUGUGAUGGUACAAAUGUAAAAGAAACAAUUCAAUUAUUAAUUUCACAAAAGUUAGAUUUUGAUGUCUGUCUAGCUGAAAUAAAAAAAUAUAGUAUGCAUCGUGAUGUUGCAAAAUCAAUGGUAACAAACGUGUAUUAUGAUAUAGGUCAAUUAAAUCAAGAACCUGUAAAAGAAGCAUUAAUAAAAUAUUGCUCUGAAAUAAUAGACAUACUUACAAAGGAAUUGCUAAACUAUCAUCUAACAUACAAUCAACUUAUUUGUUCUGAAUUUGAAAAUCUUAAAGCAAAAGCUUUAAAUGUACCCAAAGAUGCAAAGAGAUUAACUAAAUUAAUUGAUUAUAUGUUACAUGAUUCAAAAGUCUUGGUAAAGGAAUUAAAAGAAAGAAUACAUAAAUCAACAAAAAUGUUAAGUAUUAUUUUAGAAAUAACUACAUUAACAGAUGAUCAUAUGAGAAUAAAUAAAGACACUAUCAGAUGGUUGAAUCUAAUAGAACCCAUAUUUGCACAAAGUAAUAUUAUAUGUGAGGCAAUUAAAAGUGAUUUUGAAGAUGACCUCCAAAAGCGUAUAAAUACUUUAAAUGUUGAAGUAGAUAAUCUCUUUCCAUCUCUUAUGAUUUUAGAUAAUAUGGAUGAUAUUAAGAAAGUUGAAGAAUAUUCUGAACAUUAUGAUGAUCUUAUCAGAAAAGUCAAAGAAAUAGAGGAUCAAGUUAUUACAAUUAAUGGAGAAGAAUCGUCUUUUAAAUUUCCAGAAACUGAAUUUCCAAGAGUAGUUGAAUUAAAAGAGAUAGUUAAUCCAUUUUAUUGUCUUGUUAAUGUUAUUCGUCAAUGGCAGAGAGAUAAUUCUAUAUGGUUGAAUGGACCUUUUGAGUACUUGAAUCCUGAUGUGAUUAAGGAAAAGACUUUAUAUUAUUUUAUAAAAAUUACAGAGAUGAAUAAACAAUUCAAGUCGCGAAUUAAAAUGGAUGUUACAUCAAAUAAAUCAUUUAAGUUUUCUGGAAUCACAGAUGAUCCAGACCCUAUGCAACAACCUGCUCCACUGAAACUAUCAUGGCAAGCACUUAAUGAUAUCCAACAAUUUAAAGCAUAUUUGCCACUUGUUAUGUGCGUAUGUAAUCCUGCACUCAAGGAACAACAUUGGAAAGAAAUGUCUAUUAUAUCACAAUUUGAUCUUACCCCAAAUGCUGGAACAACACUUCAGAAAAUUAUUAAUUUUAAUCUAAUAGAAGAUAUAAAGAAAUAUGAAAUCAUAAGUACAAAGGCUACUAAAGAACUUUAUCUUUAUCAACAAUUGAUAGAAAUGCAACAAAUGUGGUAUACAAUUUCAUUUGAAAUAAUUUAUAGCGACAAGACCGAAUUGUUUGUAUUUAAAAAACAAGAUGAUAUAGACAGUCUUCUUGAAGAUCAUUUCUUAAAAAUAGAAGAAAUGAGAGCAUCUCACUUUGUUGAAUCUAUAUUCAAACCUCUUAAAGAUUUUCAUUUUUCUCUCAAAAAGAUACAAGAAAUAAUAAUACUUUGGUUUGACGUACAGAAAUAUAAAAUUUCUGUAAGUUCAAUAUUUCAUUGCCAAGCAAUAGAAACUUAUUUUUUCCAAGAAAAUUCUUUAUAUAGAGAAGUGAAUAAAACAUUGGAAAAUAUUCAAAACAGAAUUUCAGAAAAUGCUACUUUUCAUACCAUACAGAAUGAUUCUGAUAUAUUAAAUAAUUUACACGAUGCAAAUAUUAAAAUGGAUCAAAUAAUGAAAAGUCUUCAUAAUUAUUUAGAUGGCAAAAGAUUAGACUUUGAAAGAUUCUUUUUUCUAUCAAAUAUAGAAAUUCAAAAUAUAUUAUUUGAAUCAGAUAAUACUGAUAAAUUGCAGUUAUGUUUACAAAAGUGUUUUCCUGGUAUCAAAAAAUUAAAAUUUGAUAAAACUUGUAAUAUCUAUUCCAUUUUGGGAGACUGCAAUGAGAGCCUUCAACUUAAUACAAAUAUUACAAUAUUAAAUGGUGAAGAAAAAUGGUUAUGUACUUUACAAAAGGUAUUAAAAGAUACAAUUUAUGAGAAUUUACAAGAAUGUUAUUUGCAUUUUGAAGAAAAGGAUAUAUGUGAUUGGAUUAAAAAUGUACCAAGUAUGGUAAUAAUUUGUAUUUCUCGUAUUUAUUGGACCUCUCUAGUUCAAAGUUGUUACUUACCUUUUAACUUAUUAUUAUUAAAAACAGUUUACAAAAAGUAUUCUGAAUUAUUUACCAGUUUAUCUGAUCAAGUUAAAAAUAAUAUAAUGCAUCAAGAAAGAAAAAUUUUAAUGUCAUUAAUAAUUAUAACUGCUAAUUAUGAAGAAAUUAUUAAAUUAUUAUUAGAAAACAAUGUUAAUUCUUCUACUGACUUUAACUGGUUCGCACAAAUGCGUUAUUACUGGACUGAAAGUGAUAUAAAAACUUCAUUAUGUAAUGCUACAGUAAAUUACGGCUAUGAGUAUAAUUAUUAUCAACAACAUUUAGUGAGUACACCAUUAACUGAUAGAUGUCUUCGUACAUUAAUGGAAGCUUACAGUUAUCAUUUAUAUGGAGCUAUUAUUGGAUCAGUGGCAACUGGCAAAACAGAAACUAUUAAGUAUUUAAUAAAUUCUCUUGCAAUGCCUUAUUACAUAUUAAACAUGAAUGAAAGAUUUACUUACAAAUCUAUACUAUAUGUGCUGAAAGGACUUAUUUCUUGUGGAACAUGGAUUUGUUUUAAAAACUUUGAUAAAUUGGAGUUAAGUGUACUAUCUGCAGUUACACAAACAAUCGAGAAUGUUCAUCAAGUAACAUCAACGAAUUUGAAAUCUGUAAUGUUUGAAGGAACCAAAUUAAAUUUAAAUCCAAAUGGAAAUAUUUGCAUUAUUACGAAUAUGCAGCAUACUAAAUAUUAUGAAUUACCGGAUAAUUUGAAAAUACUUUUUCGCACAAUUUCUAUGAUAAAACCAGAUCUCAAUCAAAUAAUAGAAAUAGAACUUUUAGCAUCUGGUUUCUGCAAUGGAAGAGAGCUCGCAACAAAACUGAUUGUAAUUUAUAAAUUGUUAUCAGAACAAUUAUUAGAUAGAUCCCAUUAUAAAUUUAACAUGUGCUCAAUGAAAACAAUUAUUAAGACGGCAAGAAUGUUAAAAAUUCAUUUUCAAACAGAAGACGAAAAUGUUUUAUUGCUACGUUCAGUAAUUGAUAUAAUUUUACCGAUAUUAUAUAGUGAAGAUAUAAUAAUUUUCCAAAAUAUAAUACAUAGUACAUUUCCUUGCACUAAGUUACCAUCUCUCAAUAAUGAUACAGUUUUAAUGGCUUUAGAAAAUGUAUGCAAAUCAAGAUCUCUGCAUUUUCAUGAAAUACUGAAAUUAAAAUGUUUACAAAUAUUUGAAUUAAUGCAUAUUCAACAUGCUCUUAUACUUGUUGGUGGUCCACUUACAGGAAAAACAGAAAUGUUACAGAUUCUUGCAGAUACUUUUUUAUUAUUACAUAAAUGGAAAGAUAAUAAUGGUGCAGAAGUUACGCUAGAGAUUAUAAAUCCAGGAGUCAUUAACAGCAAUCAAUUAUUUGGCCAGUACAAGAGAGAAUUGAGUUUAUGGGAGGAUGGUUUAUGUUCUAAAAUAUUCCGUAUUUUUGCAACAAAUACUUCAUCAGAUAAAAAGUGGUUGAUAUUUGAUGGAUCCUUGAAUGAUGUAUGGGUUGAAAAUUUGUAUACUGUAAUAGAUAGCAAUAAAAUGCUUCAUUUAAUUUCUGGAGAAAGGAUUUUGAUGACACAAACAAUGUCUAUAAUAUUUGAAACUGUAGAUUUGGCAAAUGUAUCUCCAGUUAUUGUAUCACAUUGUGGUAUGAUUUACAUUGAACCACAAUCUAUUGGAUGGAAAUCAUAUAUAUUAUCUCAUAUAAGUAAAAAUCAAAUGUAUAAUAAGUACGAAAAAAUAAUGUAUUCAUUAUUAAACUGGUCAUUAGAUGCUUGUCUUCAAUUCGUACAUUUGAAUUGCAAAAUGACAAUAAAUGUAGGAGAAUUACAUCUUGUGACAUCAACAUUAAAUUUAUUUGAAAUGUAUUUACUAGAGGCUUGUAAUGAACAGUUAGAAAGAAAAGAAAAUUUAGAUCAUUUUGUCAUAUGGUCACAAGUAGCUUUAAUAUUAUCUUUAGUAUGGGUACUUGGAGGAAAUUCAUGCACAGCUUUUCAAAUAAAAUUUAAUGAAUUCUGUAUUGCACUUUGGAAUGAUGCUCACAAUAAAUAUCCACGUCCAGAAGAAAUUAAGCAUUAUGAUAUUGUUUUGCCUACUGAAGGAUUGAUACAAGAUAAUUUAUAUAUUUUUAAAGGUGUAGGUAAUUGGAAACAUUACAAUGAUUUAUUGAAAGGUGAGACAAUAACAGAUAUGUGCAAUUUUGAUCAAAAGUACGUUCCAACUCUUAAUUCUAUUAAGUAUAGUCAUUUAUUUCUUACACAUAUCAAGUAUUGCAAGCCUUUUCUUAUUUGCAGUAAUACUACAACAGGUAAAACUGUUCUUUUACAGAACUUGUUAAAAAAUAAAUUAUCAAAGCACAAAUAUUUAACAAAUACUUUUAAUUUUUCUUCUCUUAUAACUGCAGAAAAAGCAAAGUAUUUAUUUUUAUCAUAUUUAAGUAGAAUUAAAAGAAGAUACUAUGCUUUACCAAAAGAUAAAUAUUGUAUAAACUUGAUAGAUGAUUUAAAUCUAAAUACUGAUACAAAUAUGGAUUCAAAGUCUGUAUUAGAAUUAAUACGACAAUAUUUUAAUUAUGGGUAUUGGUAUGACACAAAAAUAUUUGAAAAAAUCUUCAUUACCAAUAUUAACUUUUUAUUAACAAUAACUACUGGUCAUGACAAACAUAAUAUUUGUCCUAGAUUUAUGCGACAUUUUAAUGUUUACACAUUGCCUGAACUUACGACAGAUAACAUUUAUAAAAUAUUUUCUAAUAUGCUUUUAACUAAUUUAAAAAAUAAUCUUUUUAGCACAGAUGUAUUAAAUAAUGUAACAAGUAUAACAAAUGCUACAAUUGAUGUCUACAACUCAAUAUUUAACAUCUUGCGUCCAAUACCUGCCAAAGUGCAGUAUUUAUUUAAUAUCAGAGAUAUAUACAGAGUGAUAAGUGGUUGUAGUCUUAUCCAAAAAGAAUCGGUAGAUACAAAAAUUAUAUUCAUUCGUUUGUGGGUACAUGAAACGCUGCGUGUAUUCGGUGAUCGGAUUUUAGACGAUGAUGAUAAAGAGAUUUUAUAUCAAAGUAUAAAAGAAGCUGUGAAAAAAUAUUUUAAAGAUUCGUUUGAGUCUGCUUUUGAUCAUUUGUCCAAAUUUGAGGAUAACAAAAUUACAAAAGAUAGUUUAAAAUACCUUCUAUUCGGUAAUUUUAUGGAAUCCGAGAAAACUUCACCAAAGUAUAAAAAAUAUGAAGAAAUAAGUUCUUUAGAAAUAUUGAAAGAUACAAUUAUAUCUUAUAUGAAGGAUUAUAAUAAUACCGAUAAUGAAAAAAUUGAUAUUGUAAUAACACAACAAAUUUUGAUAAAUCUAGUACAAGUUUGUAGAAUAUUGGCAAUGCCCGGUGGAAGUGCAAUAAUUAUUUCUACCGUUAGAUCUGGUAAAAGAUCAAUAACUAAACUUGCUAGUUAUAUACAACUGGAUCAAAAAUUUUUUGAGCCUACUACGGAUUCAUAUUAUAAUCUUAAUAUUUGGAGAGAAGAUUUAAAAGAAAUAUUACGUACAUGUGGAGAAUCUCAAAAAGAUUGUACAUUUUAUCUUACAGAUAGACAGAUGAAGAAUAUUUUCCUUCAAGAUAUUAAUAGUUUAUUACAUACUGGUGAAAUACCUGACUUAUUUUCAAGUGAAGAAAAACUUAAUAUCAUAGCAGCAACACGUAUACACGCUCAAAAAGGUGAUCCAAAUGCAGAAAUGGAUAUUUCUGCUGUAAUGGAUUAUUUUAUACAGCAAUGUAAAAAUAAUUUACAUUUUGUACUUGGCUUUAGUCCAAUCAAUAAUACAAUGAGAAGAUAUUUUUAUUUAUAUCCUAAUUUAAUUAAGUAUUGUACAAUAAAUUGUUAUGAUACAUGGCCAGAGGAUACUCUUGUUGAAAUAGCUAGAAUUCAUAUAGAAACCACACAUAUUCCAAAUAAUAUAAAAGAUAGUGUAAUAAAAGCUUGCAUAAAUUUUCAUAAUGAUGCAAAAAUAAAUAGCUUAAUGUACUUAAAGGAUAAUGGAAUACCAAUGUAUGUUACAAACUCAGCUUUUUUACAUAUUGUAAAGUUAUAUACACAUUUAAUGGCUAAGAAGCAGGAGCAAAUUACUACUAGCAGAAAUAGAUAUAUGAUAGGUUUAGAACAACUUGAAAUAGCAGCAAAACAAGUAGAAAAAAUGAGUAUGACAUUAACAAUUCUAAAACCUGAAUUAGAACUAUCUGCUCAAAGAACUAUAAAGACAAUGAGAGAAGUUGAAAAUGAAAAUUUAACUGUAGAGAAGGCUACAAUCCUUAUAAAAAAAGAAGAAGGAAUUGCCAAUAAAAAGGCAGAUAUUGCUGGAGCUCUCAAAUCUGAAUGUGAAGCUGAUCUUGCAGUAGCUAUUCCUAUUCUUGAAGAUGCUGUUUUAGCUUUAAAUACAUUAAAACCAACUGACAUUACUUUAGUCAAAGCUAUGAAAAAUCCUCCUGAUACUGUAAAGUUAGUGAUGGCUGCAGUUUGUGUUAUGUUAGGCAUAACACCAGAUCGAAUCGUUGAUUCUAUUAGUGGAAAAAAAAUUACAGAUUAUUGGGGUCCAAGUAAACGUAUUUUAGGAGAUAUGAAUUUCUUACAAAAUUUGAAAGAUUAUAAUAAAGAUAAUAUACCACCUACUGUUAUACAAAUUGUUAAAAAUGUUUACAUGACUGAUAAAAAUUUUGUACCUCAUAUUGUUGCUAAAGCAUCAAGUGCUGCAGAAGGACUUUGUAAAUGGGUAAGAGCAAUGGUGUCUUAUAAUGAAAUUGCUAAAGUAGUAGCUCCAAAAAAAGAGAAAUUAGCAACAGCUCAGAAAGAAUGUGAUGAAGCAGAAGCAUUUUUAAAUGAAAAACGUCGAACUCUUUCGAAUUUAAAUAUAAAAUUGGCUACUCUGAACAAUAGCCUCCAAGAUACUUUACAGAAAAAAUUAAAAUUAGAAGAAGAAGUAAAUAACUGUACAAAGAAAUUGCAAAAAGCAGAAAAUUUGAUUGCAAGUCUUGGAAGUGAAAAAGAACGUUGGUUACAAUUUGUAUGUAAUCUUCAAUUAAAUUAUGAUAAUUUGGCUGGGGAUAUGAUACUUUCUUCUGGGAUAAUAGCUUACAUGGCUCCAUAUAACAUCAAAUAUAGAGAUAAAAUGAUAGAGAAGUGGAUCAAGCUUUUACAAAUUUUAAAAUUACCAUAUUCUAAAUCUUAUGAUUUUGUGAAUAUACUUGGAGUGGAAUUUAAAAUAAGUUCAUGGUAUCUUAAUGGCUUAUCUAAAAACAGAUUUUCCACAGAGAAUGCUAUUAUUAUGGAGAACUCAAAAUUAUGGCCUUUAUUCAUUGAUACUCAGAAUCAAGCUAAUAAUUGGAUUAAAGAAAUAGAGAAAAAAAAUGGCCUUAAAGUUAUAAAAUUCACAGAUUCUGACUACAUGUCCAUCAUACAGUAUAAUAUUGAAAAUGGUAAUCCAAUUUUGUUAGAAAAUAUUGAAGAAGAACUUGAAGUUGCUAUAGAUUCACUUUUGUUAAAAAAUAUUUAUAAAAAUGGCGAUGAUUGGUAUUUAAAAAUUGGUCGAACUAUUACAAAAUAUUCACUCAAUUUUAGAUUGUAUGUCACAACAAGAUUAUCUAAUCCACAUUAUUUACCUCAUGUAUAUAAUAAACUUAUUGUAAUAGAUUUUUCUCUUUCUUGUGAUGCUCUUCAAGAUAAACUUUUAGAUAUAAUUAUUGGAAAGGAAAGAUUAGAACUUCAAGAACAAUUUGAGAAUAUUUGGAUAGAAGAUGCUAUCAAUAGGGAAGCUCUUAAAUCACAAGAAGAUAAAAUUUUAAGUACAUUAUCAUCUACUAGUGUAAAUAUUAUAGAAGAUGAGAAAGCUAUACAAAUAUUGGAUUCUUCUAAGACACUUUCUUUGGAAAUAAUAAGAAAACAAGAACAAGCUGAAGUGAUGAAAAAUAAAAUAAAUAUGGUUCGAAGUACUUAUAUGCAAUAUACUAAAUUUUGUGCUGGAUUAUUUACAACACUUAAUUCAUUAUCAAAUUUAAAUCAUAUGUAUCGCUUUUCAUUCAAAUGGUUUAUCCAAUUAUUUACACGAUCCAUCCAAGGAUCAAACAAAAAUAUUCCUCUUGAGAAACGAUUGAAAUUAUUAAAAUUUUCAUUUACACAAAAUCUUCAUUCGAGUGUCUGUAGAUCUUUGUUUGAAAAACACAAACUCGUUUAUUCGUUUUUACUAUGUUCUAAAAUUUUAUUAGACAAUAAGCAAACAACAGAAAAAGAAAUUAAUUUCUUUUCUGUCACAGAUAUAGAAUAUCCUAAUUUUUCAAAUUUAUAUAAAGCACCAGUUUGGUUACCAACAAAGUUGUGGAACAAAAUUUGUUAUAUAAAUGAUAACUUACCCAAUUUUCAUGGUCUUGCACAGGAUAUUUCUUCUAAUGAUAUAGCUUGGAAAAUAUAUUGGACCUCAGAUCAUUUAGAAACUCGAACAUUACCAGAUCCAUGGAAUAAAACGUUAGGCCCAUUUCAAAAUUUAAUAUUAGCUAAAAUUACAGAGCCAGAUAAGAUUAUUUAUCAUAUAAUAUAUUUUGUGGAGAAUUAUUUGGGAAAAAUGUUUAACUACUCAUCUCAAUAUACAAUGUCACAGUCGUAUGCAGAAUCUAGUUGCCUUCAUCCGCUUUUAUUUAUUUUACCAAGCUACUCUUUGCCUCUUUCUUUUCUUUCUGCUUAUGCAAGUACCAUUGGCUAUUCAUCAAAAUAUAUUUCUCUUUCUAUGAAAGACACACAGCAAAAAAAAGCAGAAAUGCUUAUUAAAAAAGCACAAAAAGAUGGUGGAUGGGUAUUUCUUCAAAAUUGUCAUCUUGCUGUUCCAUGGUUAUUUCAAUUAGAAAAAAUUUGUGAAAAUUUUAAUGCAUCAAACACAUGUUUAACUUUUCGAUUAUGGCUAUCCAGUUAUUCUAUUAAUGAAUUCCCUAUAAGUAUUUUACAAAACAGUAUAAAGUUAACAUUAGAUGAUCCAAUGAAUAUUAAAGAAAAUUUAUUGAGAUCUUUUCAAUCAAAGUCUAUAAAGAAUAAAAAUAUUUUUGAUUGCUGUCCUGGAAAAGAAAAAAUAUUCACAAAAUUUCUCUAUGAACUGUGUUUCUUCCAUAUAGUUAUCAAGGAAAAAAAUAAGUUUGGGCUGCAGGGUUGGAAUAUUCCAUAUGAUUUUGAUUAUUCCGACUUUGAAACAUCCAUUUUGCAAUUACAAGAUUUAAUAAACAAGCAUGAACAUGUACCAAUUGAAGCAAUAUCAUAUUUUAUUGGUGAAUGUAAUUAUGGUGGAAAAAUCAUGAACAAAUUUGAUCAAAGAUGUAUGAAUUAUCUCUUAAAUUAUUAUUGCAAUGAUAAUAUAACAUAUUCACAAUACUUCUUUUCUAACAAUCCAAAAUAUCUAUUGCCUCGAAAAUGUGAAUAUAAUGAGAUAAUAAAACAUAUACAAAAUAUGUCAAUAGAUCAUUCUGCUGAAGUAUUUGGAACGGAUGAAAAUGCUAUUGCUAUAAGAGAUGCUAAAGAAACUGCAGAAUUUAUUACAUAUAUGUCUUUAAUGAGUUCUGUGAUCUCAUCAAAGACCGAUGAAUUUAUAGAACCAGAUAAACUAACUAUUAUCGAUAACAUUGAAGCCGAAAUAUCAAAUAUAUGCAUCGUUGAAAAUGUAGAAAAAAUUCAUCAUUCUACACUUUCAAAUCCAUUGAAUAUCGUUUUAAUAUAUGAAAUUGAAUUAAUUAAUAAAACAUUAAUUGAAAUGGAAAGAACAUUGGCAGAUUUGAGAUCAGCAUUUAAUGGUGAUAUUAUAUUAAGCAAUUACUUGGAAGAAUUGUGGAAAUUAAUAUACAAUGGCCAAAUUCCAUAUACCUGGAAAAAAAUAUCCAAUAAUAUGGAAGCUAUAAACCUUUCUGAAUUUAUUAGUUAUUUAUUAAAGAAAAGAAACUUUAUCAAAGAUUGGAUUAAAAAUGAGCGUCCUUAUUUGAUACAUUUUGGUGCAUUAUCAUAUUGCAAAAUGUUCUUUUCCGUAUCAAAACUUAUGUUUUCGAGAAAACAUAAUGUUCCUAUUAAAAAGAUUUACUCAGCUUUCAAAAUAUUAGCAAUUUAUGAACCAUCUAAAAUUGAACAGAGAUUUAAUGAUAAUUUUUUCAUUUACGGAUUAUAUUUAAUCGGUGCACAAUGGGAUUCGCAAAAAAUGACAUUAACAAAUAGUGUACCUGGUACGUAUCGUUACGAAAUGCCCAUCAUUUGUCUUAAAUUUGUCACGAAAGAAAUAAUAUUAGAAAACGUGUAUAAAUGUCCUGUGUACACUAUUUGCAUGGAAAAUAACAUUAAAAAGUCAAAUGCGAAUUUUACACAUUCCGAUCAAAUGCAAAGUUCGCAUAUUCAUAUUAUGACUAUACCUUUAAAAACCAACAUAUGCGUUGCACAUUGGAUAAGACGUGGUACAGCAUUGUAUCGUUAAAUUUAGUAAUUACUAAUGUAAAUUAAUUAUAAUUGUAAAUUAUAUCGAAAUACACUGAAAUGAACAAACGAAUGCUCUUUAAGAAAGUCACAUAUAAAUAUAUACAAUAUCAAUCAUUUUUUAAAUUUAGUAAAACCUUAAAAAUUAUCUAUAAUAAAUUUGUAAAACGUUAUUUAAAAAAAAAAAAAAAAAAAAAAAAAAAAAUAAUGUAAAAGUAUGCGAUAUGGUGAAGUUGAAAUUUCAAAUAUUUCGCAAAUUUUAUCCGCGCGGUAACAUCCGGUUCACGUUUAUCUAGACAAAAGGAAUGACAGUAGCAGUUUAAGGCCGAGAGAAAAAAUUUUGUUGUUAGAUCUACAGAAUUCAUAGAGCGAAAUUAAAUAGAGAUACAUCGAUCGACAAGAAAGGAAGCAGUCAUACAUUGUGUUGCACUUGCAAGCUUUUAUGAAAACGAUGAGCCUCCUACAUUGGUAAAUGAAUCUGUCGAAAGAGCCGUACAAGAAGAAGAUAUAGAAGAUAGUUCAAAGAAUAUAGUGAAACAUAAAGAAGCUAGCACAAUGGAUAAAAAUACAGCUAAAAAUAAAUCCAAACCAAAACCAAAA